UGUCUGGUUGGGUUCUUAAAAAGUUCAAGGAUAUUAACAAAGGACAAACGAAGCAAUUUCUUUAAUUUAAAAUAACAGAAAUGCGUCUCUAUAUACUCUCGGCACUUUUGCUGGCCACCUUGGCUGCGGGCCAAUCUUCAGCUGGCAUUGAAAUAACAAAGCAAAGACUGGUCAAAUUUCCUGAGGAUUCAUAUGAUCCGAAUGUGGCGCCAGCGUCAUCCAGCAAAGCGGAUGAGGCACAGCGCAUACUCCAGCAGAUAGCCAAGGUAAACGAGGCCUUUGGCUAUGUGAAGAAGAAGCCGGAUAUGCCAAAGUUGCCGCCCAUACUCGACUCCAGUCAGUAUCUAUUUCCCAAGCCGGCACAGUCUCCGUUCCAUGCGCAGCAGCAUCAUUUCUCUGGCAGCAUGGGACAAACGCUAUUGGAGCCCUCAAUCCGAGCUGUCAAAUUAACCCGGAAUGCAUUUAAUGCAAAACCAACUGAUACGCAGUUGUAUUUUCGACCCAAUCGUGUGGAGUUACCAGCUCCCAGCUCCUCACAGGAGUCACAACAAUUGCCGACACACUUUGUCAUUCCCGUGCAUUUGUAUAAGCAGAAUAAGGAGCAAUAUUUGCGGGAACAUGCAGCAGAGCAAUAUCGUAUUAAAGGAUAUAAGAUUAUAGGCGAUGUGGACAGUUUCUAUGGCAAGGCGAAGCAGGCCAGGAAACAGGGCAAAAGCACGCCCAAAUAUCAUUUGUUCUUUUUGCCCAGAGAGUUGGCUUUCAAUGAAGAUGGCACACUUAAACGUGGCAGCACUACAAGCACUAUGGGCAGCACUACAAGCACCACAAUGGGCACCACUAAAGCACCCAGGAAAGAUUCGCGUGAGAAGCUGACAAAUAAAAUGCCAACACAACCACAAAAAAUUCCUGUGAGUGUUGUACAAGAUGCGAACAAUCGCAAGCGAGUUAAUGUGGUGAAUUCACCGACGAAACCAGUGCGUGGGGCUGCCAAGGAGGGGGAAGUCAAUCUACCUGUCUCCAAUCUGCCUGUCACCUCACCCGCCAUCAAGGUCACCGCUGCUCCCACCCACAUGAGUUCCACAUCGGCUCCAGUUCUUCCACAACGCAAUCGCUUGACGGGAUUCCGUGUGCCCAGCGUCAAUCUGGCCGAGAUGCAGAAUCAAACCUCAACGGCCAUUAAAAAUGCCUUUCAAAAUAUAUUCAAACUGCCCUUUCGCUCGUCAGCUGCCACAUCCCCUCCAGCUUUAGCUUCCACAUCCAACAGCGACGCCUUGACCAACUACCAGGAUGACUACAAGUGGCAGGAUGAACCAGAGGGUGCCGGCGAUGGCGUUGACAGUGACAUUGAUACCCUGGAAAACACAGGCGGGGAACUGGACAGCAGUGCUGCCUCCGAGAAGCAUCUGUUUGGCCACAAAACCCAGCAGCUGAUGCAUACCAUUGGCACCGUGGCCACCGCUCAUCAAGGCACCCAGAAGCAGGCACUGCGCGAGGGCGGCAUCAUCAUACAGCGCCUCAAGGUGCGCAAGGGCGGCAUUGCCAUAGCGGGACCGGGGGGCGUGGCCACAGCCGGCAGCGGUGGCACCGCAAUUGUGGGUCCCGGCGGUUACGCUCUGACACAUCCACGCAGUCUGACCAUAGCCGGGCCAGGUGCCAAGGUCAUUUCCAUACCCGCCGAGGUGGAUCUUAAGGAUGCACUGCAGCGCACUGAUGUGGAAUCUAAGAGUUUUCCGCGUGAGGGCAAAGUGGUGGCCACCGGACCCACUGUAUACUAUGCCCCGCCCACGGGCACUGAGGAGGGGUCGCCAGAUGAUGUAGAAUCCGAUUUUGAGGCUUAAGUUUCGCUUUAACGUUGUUUUUUUAACUAGCUGCAAUUGAUUUUUAAAUUUAUAGUCUGAGCUGUGGAUUCUAUUUAUUCGAUAACAAAUGUUGUUUAUCGAUCUGCCGCAUUGUUGGUGAAAUUACUAACAAGGUGAU
This is a messenger RNA of Drosophila innubila, 1977 nucleotides long. RefSeq lists its product as uncharacterized. The transcript has 4 exons. Lineage: Eukaryota; Metazoa; Arthropoda; Insecta; Diptera; Drosophilidae. The record is from RefSeq and is a predicted model, not a curated record. The coding region runs from base 81 to 1838 and encodes 585 amino acids.